Messenger RNA from Suillus discolor, 1473 nucleotides. RefSeq lists its product as uncharacterized. The transcript is spliced from 4 exons. Gene Ontology annotation, molecular function: protein binding. Lineage: Eukaryota; Fungi; Basidiomycota; Agaricomycetes; Boletales; Suillaceae. The coding region runs from base 1 to 1473 and encodes 490 amino acids. The record is from RefSeq and is a predicted model, not a curated record.
AUGGAUGAAAUCACUAUUGGCUCAUGGGAUCACUCGCCGUCCCUUCCUAUUCCUCUCGACAUACUUUUCGAUAUAAUUCAGCAUCUUCCUAUCCAAAGUGUCCUGGCACUACGGCAGGCUAGUAAAAGUUUUUAUGCUAUCACCCGUCUGCGCAGUCUCUGGGCUCUGCUUCUGCGGACUCUUGUCCACGAACAAAACAUCCCUAUACCCUACUUCGAUGGAAAAUCCCUCGACUUUUUGUCAGCCUUGGAGCUCGAGCGGCUUACAUGUUGCGCACUCGCUCUUCGCAGCAACUGGACCAACCCUGAUCCGGAUGCGAAGAGAGAAGUUGAUUUUUACAAGCCCACCGAGCCAGAUUCGCGCAUCAUUUUCAUGGAGUUUCUCCCUGGCAGAGGAAAUCGCUGGCUGAUUUCCGUCACGAUGACUGCGCAACCCAGAAAAUACGUUAUCCAGUGCUGGGACGUUGCUGUCCUACAACCCGUCUGCAUAGCAGAGCUGACACACAUGGAGGGGCCAUAUGGCGGUAUUGUUAUCAAUGACGAUCCCUCUUCUCCAGCCAUCAUAGCGAUGCAGUCGGCACUAACGGAGAUACUCACCAUCGACUUCGAAGAAGAUGACCCCGAGUCAGCAUUCGUUCCGCUGAAUGCCAUUGACGGAAUUAGAGAGAUUCACCUACUCAGUGGGAAUACUCUCGUCACUCGGCGUCCAGAAAACGGCGGAGAAGUGAGCAUAUGGGACAUCAGCGAUCAGCCUUGCGAAAAAAUCCAGCUGGUGAACCCCUCACUAUUACAGAACGAUCGCUGCCAAGCAAUGCAUCUUUGCGACGAUUACAUGGUAAUCGUCCGCCAACAGACUGUCGAGCUCUACUCGACCAUUCCCCGACCCAACAUCAUUGCAAUGCCAGGAGCACCAAUCUCCUACCCACUCGCACAGCACACCUUCCAAUGGCCCACAGAGACCGUCAAUAUGUCAAAGCAAGUCAGCUGGCCUGCUGCGCGUUCCCACCGCCCCUCGCCGAUCAACAUCGUCGUUCGAUUUGGAAGCAUCUACCCUUGGCCGGUGAACAUGUUGCAUCAUUUUGUGCUUAACCCAAAUCCCGCGUACUUCCCAGGGCGGGAGACUUCUCUAUACAACCUUCCAUACUUGGUGCAGCCCUCUCCAGUGCAGACAAUAGGCUCUCCAGUGCGUUUGUUUGCUCCGUCGUCCGUUGCUCUCGGACGAUAUGGUACUGUUCUCUGGCUUGAUAGCCAUACCGAAGACUGGGCAGGGCCUAGCGACUGCGGUCAGCGACUUGCAGGACGGAUACUGACAGCUACGGGAGGAUUCCCGACUAGUCAGCAUGGCUCACAUGAUUCCAUGGUAUUUCGUGUACGAGACGACGACCAGUGGAACAAAGUGGCAGUUGAUGAGGAGUCUGGGAGAAUUGCAGUUGGCUAUGUGAACGGUUCGAUAACGCUCUUCGAAUAUUCUUAA